AUGACGCUCAUCAGGAUCAGCAACAACAAAACUCUCAAGGGCCACAAGGCCAUAAUCUUUUCAACCGUUGAGCUACCCGAGGCUCAGAUCGACGCUAUUCAGAAACAGUUCCCUGAUCUGACCAUCAAGAUUUUUAUUCAACCAUGGGGUGCACCUCUCGAUCCAAGUUUCAAGGAAGAAGAGUGGCAGGAUACUACUGUCUUACUGACUGCUACCUUAUUGCCAAAGCCAGAGCAGGCGACGCAUUUGCAAUACGUUCAGCUCACGAGUGCUGGUGCCAACCAUCUCAUCAAGGAUCCCCUCUUUACGGAUACAAAGGUUCCAUUCUCGACCGCUAAUGGGGUUCAUGGACCUCAAAUUGCCGAGUGGAUUAUAACUACUUAUCUGUCUCAUCGACUUCACUUAAAGGAGUACUCGAAGCUUCAAGAUGAAGGAAAAUGGAAGCGUCUUCAUCAGGGUGCUGAAGAUACUGAAGACACAGCUGGCAAACGAAUUGGAAUCCUAGGCUACGGCAGUAUCGGCCGUCAAACAGCCCGUCUCUCGAAAGCUUUGGGCCUAGACGUUCACGCUUACACGCUUCACCCUCGCAACACCCCGGAGUCCCGCCGCGAUGACUCCUACACACCUCCUGGCCUCGGUGAUCCAGAGGGUGAAUUCCCUAGCAAAUGGUUCUCCGGCGGAUCCAAAGAAGAGAUCCACGAAUUUCUUGAUUCAGGACUGGACAUCCUCGUCAUCUCAGUGCCAUUGACUGACAAGACCAAGGGAUUGAUCUCGAAGCCUGAGUUUGAAAUUCUCGGUAAGAAGGGGACUUUCCUGAUUAACAUUGCAAGAGGACCUAUCGUCGAUACCGAUGAUCUCAUCGAGGCGCUUAAUUCGGAGACUAUCAAGGGUGCAGCGCUUGAUGUCACUGAUCCUGAGCCUUUGCCGGAUCAGCAUCCACUGUGGAGUGCGAAGAAUGUGACUAUUACGCCACAUAUCAGUGCUGCUUCCUCAUUUUACUAUACGAGGCUGUUGGAUAUUUUUAGAUUAAACCUUGAGAGGUUGAGUCAGGGACGAACUGAUUUCAUCAACAAAGUCAACCGGAAGGAAGGUUAUUAG
Messenger RNA from Fusarium fujikuroi IMI 58289, 1098 nucleotides. Its product is annotated as related to glycerate dehydrogenase. The transcript is spliced from 4 exons. Bases 1 to 1098 code for a protein of 365 amino acids. Gene Ontology annotation, molecular function: NAD binding. NCBI's taxonomy places the organism in Eukaryota, Fungi, Ascomycota, Sordariomycetes, Hypocreales, Nectriaceae. The record is from RefSeq and is a predicted model, not a curated record.